AUGGUUGGGAACACUCAUCCUUACACAGUCGAUGACUGGAUCGAAAAUAUAUCUCUCGCUUACCGGCAUGAAAUUGACGCGUUCGCUCUCAAUGUCGGGCCUGAGGGGUGGCAGAAGCAAUCGGUGGAUAACUGCUUUCAGGCGGCGCGGCUGUCUGGAUUGCCCUUCAAGCUAUUUUUGAGCUUUGACAUGAACGCAAUUCCCGGACAGGUCGAAGACGACGUGCUCCUGUUGCGCUCGUAUUUUGAGGCCUUUGCACGUCACUCACACCAACUCCGAUACAAUGGAAAACCUGUGGUAUCUACGUUCGCGGGGCAACAGUGUCUCUUUGGGUGCGCAGAUCUUGAUGCAGCCUGGACACACGUAAAGCGGACAUUGGAAGACGUAGCACCCAUCCACUUCAUACCAUCUUUCUUCAUAGACCCUCGGCGUUAUCCGCACAUCCACUCCAUGGACGGCUACUUCAAUUGGAAUGGCGGCUGGCCAAUUCACUUGACACCCGACUCUCCACGACGAGAUGUAGAGCUACCUGAGCUUGAUACAGAUCGUCAUCACAUACAUCAUCUCGGCGGCCGCACCUUCAUGGCAGCCGUCUCUCCUUGGUUUUUCACGCAUUAUGGCGAAAACUCGUGGAACAAGAACUGGAUCUACCGCGGGGACGAUUGGCUCUACGUCCGCCGCUGGGAGCAGCUUGUUGCCGCGCGUGAUACAGUCGACAUUGUGCAGAUUGUUUCAUGGAACGACUUCGGAGAGUCGCAUUACAUCGGCCCCAUCAAGGGCGCGCAGCCGAAAUCGGAAUCAUGGGUCGAUGGCUUCCCGCACACGGCAUGGCUGCACCUCACCCGCUCCUUCGCGCGCGCGUUCAAGACCGGCACGUACCCCACUGUCGAGCGCGACGAGAUAUACAUGUGGGCGCGCCCACAUCUCAAGCACGCGGACGCAACCCACGACGAAGCAGGGCGUCCUGAAAAAUGGCAGCUGACCGACGACAAAUUCUGGGUGGUGGUGCUCGCGACAGCGCCUGCAGAAGUACGACUCGCGACGUCGGACUUGGAGGGGGAGGCGGCGGCGGAGCGCUCGUACCCAGUAAGGGAGGGAUUGACGAAGCUGUCGCAUCCGCUGGUCGCGCGCGAGAGCAUGAAGGCGACGAUGAUCCGGGACGGCAGGGUGGUCGCAGAAUGCGCGCCUGAGAGGGCUGGGUUCAGGGUGCAGGCGAGGCCGCGCACGUACAACUUCAACGCGUUUGUCGCGACGUCGAUCCCGAGUAUUUAA
Messenger RNA from Epithele typhae, 1272 nucleotides. RefSeq names its product glycoside hydrolase family 71 protein. The coding region runs from base 1 to 1272 and encodes 423 amino acids. The transcript has 9 exons. NCBI's taxonomy places the organism in Eukaryota, Fungi, Basidiomycota, Agaricomycetes, Polyporales, Epitheliaceae. Gene Ontology annotation, molecular function: glucan endo-1,3-alpha-glucosidase activity. The record is from RefSeq and is a predicted model, not a curated record.